This is a messenger RNA of Chaetomium strumarium, 1359 nucleotides long. RefSeq lists its product as uncharacterized. Gene Ontology annotation, cellular component: snRNA-activating protein complex. Gene Ontology annotation, molecular function: RNA polymerase III type 3 promoter sequence-specific DNA binding; RNA polymerase II cis-regulatory region sequence-specific DNA binding. The record is from RefSeq and is a predicted model, not a curated record. Bases 1 to 1359 code for a protein of 452 amino acids. Gene Ontology annotation, biological process: snRNA transcription by RNA polymerase III; snRNA transcription by RNA polymerase II. The transcript is spliced from 4 exons. Lineage: Eukaryota; Fungi; Ascomycota; Sordariomycetes; Sordariales; Chaetomiaceae.
AUGGCCCGAGCCAGACGUAACUGGACUGCCGAGGAAGAUUAUGCCUUGCGUAAAGCGGUCAAUCAAGCCCUCACACAAUCUCGGCCACUGCUAUGGCGGGAACUGGCAAAGUCUGUCCCGGGUCGGUCCAACAAAGACUGUCGGCGGCGGUGGUGGAAUAGCUUAGUAGCUGGCAGGACCAAAGGCCCGUGGUCGGGAGAAGAGGACGAACGGCUGAUCGAGGCUGUACAGGAGUUCGGCUUUGCCUGGACUCAGGUAGCCAAGACAGUCAUGACCAGAAAUGCGGACCAAUGCGCGAGCCAUUGGAAUCAGGUGCUGGACCCUGCCAUCAACCACUGUGACUGGACGUCGAAAGAAGAUGCCCGCCUGCUCCACGAAGUCCUGUCGCACGGGACAAACUGGGCCACAAUUGCCAUCUCGCACACGCCCAAGCGGACAACAUUGGCGCUCAAGAACCGCUAUUCGGCGCUACGGCUAUGUGCACAGCACAGCACCAAGAGGAUGGAGGCUCAGGGCCGCAAGAGCCCCAGAGAUAUCGCGGUAGCUCCUGGCUUAGACACGACUAUGGCGGGCCCUGAGCCAGCAAUCUCUGAUGUGGAUACAAAUACUGCUCAUACUAGAAAGCAGCUAAAGCCGCCAAACUCCACACUGGACGACAAGCCGAUGGAGAUUGAUAAUGGGGGCAAAGGCGACCGUAUAGAUAGCGGAUUCGUUAGCGGCAACGAGGACGAUUAUAACAAUGCGGUGUCGCCUGGCCUGGCCACCUCCGUGUCCCAAACGGCUCAGGAGCGGGACCUAUUGCACUCGGCAAGCGUAUCUUCGACCAUGUGGCCCGACUACUUUGAUGGCCCCGGCAUGGACGCGGCCUUCCAGCCCGAGACGCCGCCGCACGACAGGAUAACGCCUUUAACGACUCCAGUCCACCCGAGGUGCUGGGUGCCCGAGUUCAUGGCGGAUCCGGCCGCGGUCUCCAUCCAGCCCGAGCCGCCCUACAAAGGCGACUUCAUGGCGCCUGUCUCUACUCCUCUGUCUCCGAGUAGUAAUCCUUACCUUGAUCCAAGGCUAUUAGGGAUUAUAUCUAGAAGUUCCGUGGGCCUUGUUGCCGAAUUCGAUAAUGGUAUCAAUAACAGGAUUACUCCCCAUCCCUGCCGUACCGAGUCAUCCGUUGGGUCGCCGCCGGCUAGCAUUGACCCUCGCAAUCUUACUUCGGGAUGCGGUAGUGCGGGUCGCCCAAGGAGUCACAUUCCACUCUCCUACAAGAUCGAAGCCGUCAUGGCGAGCUUGGAGGCUAUCGGGAUGUCGGUGUCGAUGAGGCUCGAGCCUAUAGCACUCGCAAGGAGAGGCGGGGAGGAGGAGUAG